AUGUCGGCCGAAACGGGUGCUGAGGCUCCGAACCUCAAUCUGGGCCCGGAAGAGAAGCGGGUAUACGGCCAACUAUUCCGCCAGGCCGACACCGAUAAUGUCGGGGUCGUUACUGGCGAGAUCGCCGUCAAGUUCUUUGAGAAGACGAGGCUAGAUUCACGGGUACUUGGAGAGAUCUGGCAAUUGGCAGACCGAGAGAAUCGCGGAUUCUUGACGCCUGCAGGCUUCAGUAUCGUUCUUCGCCUCAUCGGCCAUGCGCAGGCUGGUCGCGAACCUACUCCUGAGCUUGCCCUCCAGCAGGGCCCCAUCCCCCGUUUCGAUGGCUUCACUCCAACGCCCGCCGCUGCACCCCCCACGCCACAGCCGCUCCAGGCACAAGGCACUGGCGGAGUACCGGUACGAAUUCCUCCGCUCACGCCGGAGAAGGUAUCGCAAUAUGCCGGGCUAUUCGAGAGACAAAACUUGCAAGUAGGAAACAUGUUGCCAGGCGACCAGGCGAGAAUCAUCUUUGAGAAAUCGGGCUUGCCCAAUGAGACACUGGGUAGAAUAUGGCAAUUGGCAGACACUGAGCAAAGGGGCGCGCUCGUGAUGACCGAAUUUGUCAUCGCCAUGCAUCUGCUCACCUCGCUGAAAACGGGGCAGCUCAGGGGCCUGCCCAACGUUCUCCCGGCGGGUUUAUACGAAGCAGCGACCAGACGAGGCUCCAUGUCGAGGCAAAGCCCAGCAACGACAGGACCACCAUUGUCUGCCAUUCCUCGUCAGUUGAGUGGCCAGGCGCCGUUACGGCAAGCCAGCCCUCUUGGACGCGCGCCCCUCUCUGCUCAGGCUACAGGACUUCAACCGCAGACUACCGGAUCAGAUUGGGCCAUCGCACCAGCAGACAAGGCGCGCUUCGACCAAUUUUACAACGACUUGGACAAGACGAACAAGGGUUUCAUCACUGGAGAAGAGGCAGUUCCCUUUCUGAGCCAGUCGGGUCUAUCUGAGGAUGCUCUGGCUCAGGUAUGGGACUUGGCCGAUAUCAACUCUCAGGGACAUUUAACUAGAGACACAUUUGCCGUGGCCAUGUACCUCAUCAGACAACAACGAACGAGACGUGACGGUUCCACAGCUCUGCCAACCUCCCUCCCACCAAACUUGAUUCCUCCAUCUCUCCGAGUUCAGUCGCGCCCCGCGACCGCAGUCGCCGCUUCGCCUUUUGAUGCUCCUGCACCCGAGCCCCCGAGGCCCCUGCCACCGCCGGCUCCCAAGUCAGCUCUCGAUGACUUAUUUGGUCUCGAUGCCCCUGCUGCGCCUGCAUUGGCUCCAAUGGCUACUGGAGGUUCCGCCGCAAAGGAUCCUUUUGCCAAUGCUUCACCUAUGCAACCAGGCUCACCUGUUCGCGCCUCGCCAACUACUAACACGUUCAAACCCUUUAUUCCAUCAUCUUCCUUUGGAAGAACUCUCCAGACCCAUGACACGGGUGGUUCUGCUGGCUCGAAGCCAACAUCGGCAGUGGACGACUUGCUUGGCGAUAAUGACCCCGAAAUCAGCAGCAAACUGACAAAUGAGACGACAGAACUUGCCAACCUGUCAAAUCAAAUCAGCUCUUUAUCUAAUGAGAUGCAGCAGGUCCAAGGUCAGCGUGCUACAACGCAGAAAGAGGUUAGCCAGACCAGCCAACAAAAGAAGAACUUUGAGGACCGCCUGGCGCAGCUCAGGGCACUAUACGAAAAGGAGGCCAAAGAAGUUGCAGAACUCAAGGAUCAGCUGCAGAAGUCCCGGGAUGAGACGAGGAAGUUGAUGACAGAGAUGGCUACAAUCGACGGCAACUAUCGUGAUAUUCAAACUCAGCACCAGCAGCUCUCGGCUGCCCUGCAGGCUGAUCAGCAGGAGAACCAAAGCCUGAAGCAAAAGAUCGCUGCUGUCAAUGCCGAGGUUGCCCAGCUGAAACCUCAAAUCGAAAAACUAAAAUCUGAUGCUCGCCAGCAGAAAGGUCUUGUUGCCAUCAACAAGAAGCAGCUCUCUACGGUUGAGGGUGAACGUGAUAAGCUCAAGACUGAAGCCGAGGAUCUUACCAGGAGCACCGAGGAACUCAGUCGCCAGAUCAACACAAGCUCACCACCGCCAACUGCGCCCGCUCAAGUGGCAAGCCCUGCUCUAUCUACUGCUAGUGGUAACAACCCCUUCUUCAAGCGAAGCGGCAGCACCGAUAUGAUGGGAGCAUUUGCCACAUCCCCGGCAAAGUCUUACAAUGACAAGUCGUUUGACGACAUCUUUGGCGGCUUCGCGGGCGGCGCCUCUUCCAGCACGCCGCCACCGCCGACGUCCUUUAAGCAACAAAACACCGGUGCCUCAACCGCAAGCGUAGGAUCUUUUGCCACCCCUGCCGCGUCCACUCCCACAAAUGUCAGUCGAGCUGCGCAUCUUGCUUUUGGCGACCCACCACCUCCCCCUGCUUCGAGACAAAUCAGCUCCAGUUAUCUGCCCUUUGGAAACAUAAGCGAAUCUCUAACCUCUUCACGACAGGCAUCCCCACCUAUGAGCCGUGCUGGCGACAAUGGCACACCCGUGACUGGAUCCCUGGCGCCCGCCCCCCUUGAGGCCACUGCUACCGGCAACAGCGCCAUCUCUAGCCACGAUGCUGUCAAGGCUGCCGCUCCAGCUGAAAGCGAAGUCCCGGAUUCCACGACGAGCAACGGAACUAUUCCUGGUGCAUUCCCCGAGGAUACGCCGCGGGCAGAAGCUGGCGGCGCAACGCCCUCAUUCGCCGGUAACCGUGACAGUGAAAUCUUUGAAGGCUUGAAGAAGGAUCCUCUUAAUGCAAAGGAUGACUUUGAUUCGGCUUUUGCUAGCUUUGGCUCGCCCAACAAGGCUCAGGAAAAGUCAAAGGAUACAGGCAACGCGUUUGGUGCCUUUGACAGCGAGUUCCCUCCUAUUUCAGAGCUUGAACGGGAUGAUGACUCGGACUCUGCGAGUGAAGGCAAUGGAUUCGACGACGACUUUGCACCGUCUUCGCCGCCCAGCAAAUCAGCAGAGGGCAAGGAGACUCCCAAAGCCCCCUCGUCACCCGUUGCAACGAGCAAGUCUGCUGCUGUGCCCAAUGUCCCGGCAGCCGAGGGUGCCAGUACUGCUAACCAGGCAUCAAAUGACUUCUCGUCGGCGUUUCCAAUGCCACCUGCUACAUCCCAGGCCGACGAUCCUUUCCAGCCCGCAGCUGAUUUCGCACCCGCUCCUGGCACCGUGACCAACACUGCACCAGUGGCCAAGAAUGCAUUUGACGAUCUUGACGACGAAUUUGACGGUCUUGAAGACGCAAAGGAGGGCUCAGCUGAUGAUGAGUUUGCCAACAUUUCUCGUUCCAACCUCGAUGACUUCAACCCAGUCUUUGACAGCAGCCCUCCGCCAUCUCAGCCCAAGAACGAGUCCACCAAUGUCUCUUCAGCAUUCGGAAUGGACAGCAGCUAUGACUUUGGCAGUGUCUCUAAUCCUUCUGGUGCCCCAUCUCAAGCAGCAGCUGGUGCUUCCACUGCUGCAAACACCAACGGCACUGGCGCCCAGGCAGCUGGCAACCAUGACUGGGACUCUAUCUUUGCCGAUUUAGACAAACCUGGCACGGAAGCGGCUACUACCGAGGAUGAUGCCCCCAAGAGCCCAGAGUCCAGCCGACCGACUUUGCAAAACUCUGGCAGGGCAUUGACUCAGGAGGGUGUCCACGACGAUCCCAUUCUGAAGAACCUGACAGGCAUGGGAUACUCUCGGACUGAUGCAGUGAAUGCUCUCGAGAAGUAUGAUUACAACCUCGAACGUGCUGCAAACUAUCUUGCGAGCCAAUCGUGA
Molecule: messenger RNA, 3819 nt
Organism: Pestalotiopsis fici W106-1
Lineage: Eukaryota; Fungi; Ascomycota; Sordariomycetes; Amphisphaeriales; Sporocadaceae
Exons: 5
Coding region: 1-3819 (1272 amino acids)
Biological process (GO): endosomal transport; endocytosis
Cellular component (GO): plasma membrane; cytoplasm
Molecular function (GO): calcium ion binding; protein binding
Source: RefSeq, a predicted model, not a curated record